Molecule: messenger RNA, 853 nt
Organism: Pneumocystis carinii B80
Lineage: Eukaryota; Fungi; Ascomycota; Pneumocystomycetes; Pneumocystales; Pneumocystaceae
Exons: 2
Coding region: 47-808 (253 amino acids)
Source: RefSeq, a predicted model, not a curated record
GUUUUUUAAGCAUUUUUAAAGGAUAUUUUAAUGAUUAAAAGAAGAAAUGACAUCGAAUAAUUCAAAUGUAUUUGAUGGACUAUAUUAUUCGAGUAAAGAUACAAUUGACAAGAUCAAACAAGCAUAUUCGAGUCCAAAAGAAUGUGUUAAUAGUUAUUGGUGUUUAAUCCCUAUGAUUUUACUAAUUCUUUUUGGGAUUUUUAUUUUGCUUGUUAUUUACUAUUUUAUUAUGAAUAUUAUACGUAGUUGUUGCUGCUGCUGCUUUUUGUGUAAACCUACUAGAUAUGUUAAGUCGCAGCCUACGGUUUUAGUACAACCAACACUGGUUCCACAGUAUCCAGUAUGGUAUCAAGAACCAAUUGAUCCUCAUAGAAGAAUGGAUAUGUAUUAUGAUACAUCGCCAAAAUAUACACCAAAGCCUAUGCCUCAAAGAUCUCCAUGGAAAAAGAAAAGAUUGGAAAAUAAGAAAAUGCAUUUAAUUUCUAAUAAAAGAAAUAUAGAGAAUUAUAAUUAUGAUGUAAAGGACAUAAAAGAUAAAGAGAAUUCUAUGCAUUUUUAUACGAAUUUCGAAGUAGAAUCGCCUACUAAAGAAGAGAAUGUAAUGGCAGAUAGUAGAGAGUAUCUUUCAGAACUCUCAUUCAAUUCAAACUAUAGUUGUUAUAAUUCGAAUCAAGUUUCAGAUAACGAUUCAAGGUCAAUUUAUUAUUUAUCCAACUCUAAGUCUUAUCCUGAUACUCUGGAUAGUACGGAGAAUGUGUCUUAUUUUCCAGGUAGCUAUCAUAAAAAUAGACGCUAUUCAGGAAUUUGAGAUUAUAAUGUUUUGAAAUUGGAGUAAAAUUAAUCAGAUGCUGUG